Molecule: messenger RNA, 414 nt
Organism: Myxocyprinus asiaticus (Chinese sucker)
Lineage: Eukaryota; Metazoa; Chordata; Actinopteri; Cypriniformes; Catostomidae
Exons: 5
Coding region: 1-414 (137 amino acids)
Molecular function (GO): ATP binding
Source: RefSeq, a predicted model, not a curated record
AUGUCGAUUUUUAACCCCCUUCAUGUUGUUGUUGGACGAACCUACAUAUCACCUGGAUCUGGAUGCGUGUGUAUGGCUGGAAGAGCUUCAAGCAUAUUCUUGUGCUCAUCUCACAUUCUCAAGACUUUCUCAAUGGUGUGUGCACCAACAUUAUUCAUCUCCACUAGAGGAAGCUCAAGUUUUACAAUGAGAUCUGAUCCUAAGGCUUCUAUGGCUAACUAUGACCAGUAUGUAAAGACCAGGGAGGAGGUAGAUGAGAACCAGAUGAAGCGGUACAACUGGGAGCAGGACCAGACAUCUCACAUGAAGGAUUAUAUUUACAAAAACCUGGAGUUUGGCAUUGACUUGGACACACAAGUUGCACUUGUGGGUCCCAAUGGAGCAGGAAAGUCACUGAUGGGAGAGGUCAGUUAG